AUGCCUUCCAAUGCGACGUUUUUCAACAAUUACGGUUACGAUUUCCUUCUGGGCUCGAUCGCUGCGUUCUAUAUAUUCAUGGUGCCUUACACCAAGGUCGAAGAAAGUUUCAAUGUUCAGGCAAUGCACGAUAUUCUUUAUCAUCGCCUUCACUUAGAUAACUAUGAUCAUCUGGAGUUUCCCGGUGUGGUUCCUCGCACUUUCAUAGGUGCUUUGCUUGUCUCACUUAUUGCGUCUCCCAUUGUGUUAAUUGCAACUUUGCUGCAUUUGCCAAAGUUUUAUGCUCUUAUCAUAGUUCGAAUGGUCCUAGGAUGCAUCGUACUGUAUACACUAAGAUUCUUUCGUCAUCAGAUAAGGAACAAAUUUGGUUGCCAAGUAGAAACCUUCUUUGUGAUACUAACUUCCAUUCAGUUUCAUUUUCUGUUCUAUUGUUCUCGCCCGCUUCCUAACAUUCUUGCUUUGGGUAUAGUGAAUUUGGCAUUUGGAUACUGGUUCCAGGACCGCUUUUAUGCCGCUCUAAACUCUUUGAUUUUUGCUACAACUGUGUUCAGAUGUGACAUGCUGUUACUUCUUGGUCCCCUUGGGCUACAACUUCUUCUGACGAAAAAAAUUUCAGUAUGGAGUGUUCUAAAAUACUGUACUGGGAUGGCUUUCUUAUGCGUAGGUAUAACCAUAUUGGCUGACUCAAUUAUGUGGAAAAGGUUGUUGUGGCCUGAGUUUGAAGUUUUUUGGUUUAACUCUGUCCUGAACAAGAGUUCUGAAUGGGGAACACAUGCUUUCCAUUGGUAUUUCACUUCCGCACUCCCUCGUUCACUACUUGUUGCAUAUCCUCUUUCACUGUUUGGUUUCUUACUAGACAGAAGAGUACGGCCUUUUGCUUUCCCUGUUCUUGCCUUCAUUUUUCUUUACUCUAAGCUUCCCCACAAGGAGCUUCGUUUUAUUUUAAGUUCAGUUCCAAUUUUCAACUUGUCUGCUUCUAUUGCAUGUAACAGAAUUUACAAUAAUAGGAAAAAGAUGAUCUGGAACCUGCUUUUCCUCAUUAUGUUGGGAUUACUUCUAAUGAGUCUUGCAGUAACCGUCACAACUUUUACAGCAUCAUAUUGGAACUAUCCUAGUGGUCAUGCCUUAAGAAAAUUGCACGGGAUUGGUCUUCAACAGGAUACGAAUGAACAAAUAGUUCACAUUGAUACUUUUUCUGCAAUGAAUGGAAUAUCUCGCUUUUGUGAAAGGGAUUUCCCAUGGAGAUAUUCUAAAGAAGAAGAAAUUAGCUUGCAAGAAUUUCAGCAGAGAAACUUUACUUUCCUAAUAAAUGAACAUCCUGUGAUCAAUGGAUUCAAGUGUCUAUUUACUGAAGAUGGUUUCUCAAGAAUGCACAUUAAAUAUGGCUUUCCACCAAUCUUACUGGUUAAAGAGCCCAAAGUUUAUGUCCAUGGAAAUUUAGAAAACCAGGUUGUUUUCAACAAAGUUUGGCCUGGCUGCCCAUAG
Messenger RNA from Vicia faba (fava bean), 1485 nucleotides. The record is from the annotation of a GenBank genome assembly. NCBI's taxonomy places the organism in Eukaryota, Viridiplantae, Streptophyta, Magnoliopsida, Fabales, Fabaceae.